This is a messenger RNA of Anolis carolinensis (green anole), 2737 nucleotides long. RefSeq names its product CCR4-NOT transcription complex subunit 7 (gene cnot7). The record is from RefSeq and is a predicted model, not a curated record. Gene Ontology annotation, cellular component: CCR4-NOT core complex; CCR4-NOT complex; P-body. Bases 235 to 1092 code for a protein of 285 amino acids. NCBI's taxonomy places the organism in Eukaryota, Metazoa, Chordata, Lepidosauria, Squamata, Anolidae. The transcript has 7 exons. Gene Ontology annotation, molecular function: poly(A)-specific ribonuclease activity; nucleic acid binding.
UCUCUCUCGCUCUCUCUAUGUGUCUAUAGCGCGCGGGGUGAUGACGGCACGGCUUUGUGCGCUGAGGAGGCGUCAGAGCGAGUUGCUGCCGGCGCUGCCAGCCGACCGCCGUCCCCAGCGAGGCCCGCGUGAGGGACAGUCCCCACUUCCGGGAUAUUACUAAAUCAUAUUUUAUGAAACUGACUUUUUGUCACGUCUACCUUUUUGAUGCAUGGUAUCUGAAACCUCCCAACUAUGCCAGCAGCUACGGUAGAUCACAGCCAAAGAAUUUGUGAAGUUUGGGCUUGCAACCUGGAUGAAGAGAUGAAGAAAAUUCGUCAAGUUAUACGCAAGUUUAACUAUGUUGCAAUGGACACAGAGUUUCCAGGUGUAGUUGCGCGGCCAAUUGGAGAAUUCAGAAGCAAUGCAGACUAUCAGUAUCAACUACUUCGUUGUAAUGUGGACUUGCUAAAGAUAAUUCAAUUAGGGCUGACGUUCAUGAAUGAGCAAGGCGAAUAUCCUCCAGGAACUUCAACAUGGCAAUUUAAUUUUAAAUUUAAUUUAACAGAGGACAUGUAUGCCCAGGAUUCCAUAGAGUUACUAACAACGUCUGGAAUCCAGUUCAAAAAACACGAGGAAGAAGGAAUUGAGACUCAAUACUUUGCUGAACUUCUGAUGACGUCAGGAGUAGUGCUAUGCGAAGGAGUCAAGUGGCUUUCAUUUCACAGUGGCUAUGACUUUGGAUAUCUGAUAAAGAUCUUGACGAAUUCUAAUUUACCUGAAGAAGAGCUGGACUUCUUUGAGAUACUGAGAUUGUUUUUCCCUGUCAUUUAUGACGUGAAGUACCUUAUGAAGAGUUGCAAAAAUCUCAAGGGUGGAUUGCAAGAGGUUGCUGAGCAAUUAGAAUUGGAAAGGAUAGGCCCACAGCAUCAGGCAGGAUCUGAUUCUCUGUUAACAGGAAUGGCUUUCUUCAAAAUGAGAGAGAUGUUCUUUGAAGAUCACAUCGAUGAUGCCAAAUACUGUGGUCACUUAUAUGGUCUUGGUUCGGGAUCAUCUUAUGUACAGAAUGGGACAGGAAAUGCAUAUGAAGAAGAAGCCAACAAGCAAUCAUGACACGAAAUGGAAAACCACUUUUUCUGAGCUCCACCUGUUUGUACAUAGGUUUUAUCUCUGGUUCAAUCCCUUGGACAAUGAGGCAUUCUUUUCCUCUCUUUAUCAGCACACGUUUUUCUGCCUUUAUACGUACUAAACUUGACUGUUCCUAUCCCAGUUUUUUGACCUUGACAUGUAGGCAUUUCUGGGUGAAAUGUGGCCUUGUACUUUGCCCAACUGUACAUAAGCACAUGUAGGAGCGGGGUGGCAGAUAGAAAAGGGAAGCAAAAAUGAUAGUGAAAUUUCUGGUAAACUUUAAUUGGUCUUAGUAUUGGUUUAUUAUCUUCCCCACCCAUUUCCCUAAACUUGAACUAGCACUGAUUGUAACUGGCUCCCCCAUUUGAUGUCUAUGCCUUCCAGUGUACAGGAGUUUUAGCUAUUCAAGAUUGCGGACCAUCACAUUUGCACUUUAGAAGAGUGACUCUCAGUCAGAUCCUCUGUUUUAUCCCAAGCUCCAGUAUUCCUUCCCUGUUUCAGACAAAUCUGCCAACCCAUGGUUAUUCUCUUCCCACCCACCCCAGUUUCAAAUCCACUGAAGAUAAACCCCUUUUUUGUAUCACCUCUGUCCAGAACUACUGAAAUAUUAGCAACUGUUCUUGUACCUAAACUGGUGCCUGGUCUUCCAUGUGUGUCCUGCACACACCAACUGGCUUGCCAGUUUAAUAUUGCUCUAUCAUGGAAAUAACUUGAUGGAGCUGUGGGGAAUAAUUCCUAUGAAUACUUCACUGAAGUAAGAGGCUCUGAUGUAGCAUCUAAUUCGUGUUCCUGAUCAGUUCUUAGUGGGGUGUGUUUGGGGGAAGUUAUUCAUGAUCCCAAUUUCUAGAAACAAGAUUUACAGCAUACAGCAAAGUUCCUGUGGCCUUUUGUGGUUUUGUCUGAGCAGACGUAAUUCAAAGGAUGGAAACUGCAGUUAGAUUAACAGGACGUGCUAAUUGUGGAUCCAUUUUGUAUUCCUGUUCUAGCAAGCUAUGCCCUAUGAUACUUUCUAUUUUUAAAAAACCCUUAUUUAUUCUUUACUUGAGUAGAUGAACACAACUCGGUUUAAGAAUGAGAUCCAAAGAUUUGAAGUCAACUUGAUAGAGAACUAAAUAGAAAAGGAAAAUAGAUGUGUCCUUUUCUGGAGCAACUACAAAGGACUUUCAUUGUAAAACAACAAAUCUGUUUGUAUCUAAUAAAGUUACCCAAGUCUUGGAAGGCUAGCUUAUUUUUUGUGUCGAUCUUAGCAAUAUCUUUUAAAAGUACAUUGUUUUAUUACAGGACCACAAAGUAUUUUCCUCACUACGAAGAGCAUACUCAUACAGAGCAGUUGUGCAGGAAGACUUUAACUGAUAUUGAAUAGCUAAAUCCUAGACUGAAAAUGAUGGAGUGCCUGUGACUGUAUUUUGUGUGUAUCAUCUACACUGAAACUCAGUUGGACUAAAUCUUAGCAAUGUUCAGCCAGUUGAUCUGUUUACCAUGUACUUUAACUUGUUUUCCUUUUUUUUUCCUCAUGAAGUUACAAUGAUGUAACUGGGCGGUCCUUUUUAAAGAAAAAUAACACAUUUGCAAAAGAGGGUAUUUUGUUUUUAAAGCUUUUGUAAAUAAAGGCUUAAAAUGUUUUCUUAUA